Molecule: messenger RNA, 381 nt
Organism: Plectropomus leopardus (leopard coralgrouper)
Lineage: Eukaryota; Metazoa; Chordata; Actinopteri; Perciformes; Serranidae
Source: RefSeq, a predicted model, not a curated record
UGCUUGCAGUAUUUUGAGCAUGUGGAAGAGGCUGAGUGGGCAGUCCAGAUUUUGAAGAGCACCAAGAAACCUGUGGCUGCAACUCUGUGUAUCGGACCUGAGGGAGACCUGAACGGAGUCAGCCCUGGAGAGUGUGCCAUCAGACUCGUCAGAGCUGGAGCUCAGAUUGUGGGUGUCAACUGCCACUUUGACCCAGAGACCUGUGUGAAGACUGUAAAGAUGAUGAAGCAGGCAGUGGAGGGAGCCGGGCUGAAGGCUCACUACAUGACCCAGCCGCUGGCUUACCACACUCCUGACUGCAACUGCCAGGGUUUUAUCGAUCUGCCAGAGUUCCCUUUCAGUAAGUACACUCCCUUAAAACUGACGCUUCAACACUGUUAA